GCAGGUACUGCGGUGUCCCGUAGAGGUAACAGAGGCGUAUUAUCUGUUAACAGAAAGAAUGGUCCUUAUUUGUACUUUGACUUAGACAGCUGAGUUAAAAUAAGUACGAGUUUCUUUUAUAGAAAGAAGAUGGAAUUUGAGACGACGGAGACCGUACGCUCGACGCCGAGUCGCCACGAGAAAAGUUUGGGGCUCCUCACCAUGAAGUUUGUCAGUCUGCUACAAGAAGCUAAGGAUGGCGUCCUUGAUUUGAAAGUGGCUGCAGACAGCUUGGCAGUGAAGCAGAAGAGGAGGAUAUAUGACAUCACCAACGUGCUGGAAGGUGUGGGGCUGAUUGAGAAGAAGAACAAGAAUAUAAUCCAGUGGAGGGGGGAGAACACAGGCAGCCAAACUCAGGAGGUGCUGGAGCAGGUGAAAGUUUUAAAGGCCCAAAUAUCUGAGCUGCAGGCCCAAGAGAAAGAGCUGGAUGACCAGAAGGCCUGGCUAGAGGAGAACAUCAAACACCUUAAUCGCGAUCCCAUCACCAGCAAUUAUAAAUUUGUGACACAUGAAGACAUCUGCAGUGCUUUCAGCGGAGACACUCUUCUUGCCGUUAUAGCUCCAACUGGGACUCAACUGGAGGUGCCACUGCCUGAAAUGGGCCAGGCUGGUCAGAAGAAGUACCAGGUGAAUCUGCGCAGCUGCUCGGCUCCCAUCCAGGUCAUGCUCAUCAAUCGGGAUUCAGACUCCACAAUACCUGUGGUCUUUCCUGUACCACCAACUGACAACAUCUGUCCAAUGCCAGCUCCACCCAGAACCCCCGCCAGCCUGCAGAGGUGCCCUCUUUCUGUGUCUGCAAGCUCCACUUUCAACACCACCACCUCCUACUGCAGCCAGGACUCUCUGUGCUCAGACCACCAGGUGGUGCUGCCAGUUCAUGAACUGCUGACACCAUCUUCUACCCCUCCUGAUGUGCAGAUAGGUAAGGACAUGGGCUUCAGGAUUAUACAUACAAUUGUAUUUACUUUUAAAGAAGCUACAAUAAACAAAAUUUGUAAGCCAAAAGUUUGGCUCCACUCCCAGAUUGAGGCAUUGGUGGAUAAGUGUCACAGUCAGCAGACGGACCUGGCAGGCCCAGAGUUCCAGUCAAUGCUGGAUGUGAGCAGCCUGCUGACGCUCAGCGCUGCUGGAGACCACGUGAAAGAUGACGGAGAGGGAUGUCUCUCUCCACAUGCAGGUAUAGACUACAGCUUCAACCUGGACGACAAUGAGGGAGUGUGUGACCUGUUUGAUAUGCAGAUCCUCAAUUACUGAUGGCUGACUCUGAUUUUGCCACGCUCGUACAAUCUUGAGAGGCACAUUUAGCCUCUCUUUAAAGAUGGUUCAAAGAUUCUUUUCCCCAUUCUGCUGUGGUUGCACAGUCGAUACUUUAUCACCUUUUUGUCAUCUUAAGGAAAAUAUAUAUACACACAUAUCUUAACUGCUGUCCAUUAGACAUCUUACACAUUCAGUUUACAACACUAGCCUCUUUCAAGCAAAGAGCCUGAAUGAAUUUACCAUAAGGUAUUUACUGUGCGUCGCCAUGAGCCAUUGUGUCUCCACUGAGACUUUACAGGUUUAAUGAGUAAAUAUCUUAUAGAUUCCAGACAAAUGAGGUGCCUCAGUAGAAGUGAGCCAAGACAAAUCCUUCAGCCUCCUGCUGCACUUUUCUGUCUACGGAUCUUUGUAUUUUUCCACAUCCAGUGGAAACCUAAGACUUGAAGGCGACUGCUUUACUUUUUGCAGUUUAUGAACUUUUGGGACUGUGACAGUGUUUCGCUUUAGUUGAUGUCUACAGUAACUUGUAACAAUUUCAGUAUUGACUUCUUUUUAAAAUUUCAACAGUUAAUCUAGUUGUGGGUGUGUAAGAAAGUAACUUUCUUUGCAUGGAAAGCACCUGAAAUGAAUUUCAUAGUCAUAUUUCAACAAACCUUCUGUAUUGAAGAAGUGAAUGUUGUGGUUGCAUUUUGUUACCUUGUUCUUGUGAAAAUGCAAGAAAGUUUUCUUUUCUAAAUUAUUGUGACACUGCCAUUUUAGGCCGUUUUUUGUUUUCAUGGAUUUUUUUUUUCAUGUCAUUGCAGUUAUAUUUGAAUAACUAAUAUUUUUUACUUAAUUUAAGAGAAAAAGAAUUAUUGGUUCGGGUUGAAGCUAGUUAACUGCCUUAAGCAUAAUUUAAAUAAUUAAAUUUGCCAUAUUUCUGAUCUGAAUUGUUAAAUAUUACGAGCACUGAGUGGCAUUUUUGCAUAUUUAUAUCUCCUUUGUUGUUUAUUACAAGAAGUAAUGUUUUUGUUGCACAUUUUCGAAAGUUUAUUUCAAUAAAUUGAUUUAAUCCUGGCAGAUAGUGAGCAUGGUUCAAUUUGCAAAUGUAGGGAAGGAAUACGAUCCCAAAUCCCUCCAGUAUGUACUAAUCUUCCAGGGUGACAUUUUAAGGUUGUCUUGAACUUUACAGAAGGUAGUGUUUACCACACAUUACCUGACCGCUAAACCCUGGAUUCAGACCUUUUCUUUUUUGGCUGAGUAAAGUGUUUUCCUCCGUUAACAGACGGUAAACCUCAGUCAGAUGGUUUCCAUAUGAGAGCACACGUGCCAGAGAAUGACCUGCUGCACAAAUCAUCAGUUGAUCUGUGUACCAGCUGGGAUAAGGGAGGAAAAACAAAAAAAAUGUAAAAGAAUCCUUGGGUGAUAAAUGAAAAAGUGUGAACACCAGCUUUAAUACAUUUUAUAAGAGAGAUCAGUGAUAUGACAAACCAUAUGAUACAGGUUGAAAAGAAAGAAGUAACUAGUUGCAUCAGACAAUUCAGCAGUGCUGUGUUUACGUCUGUCACAGUAGAUGAAGCUAAUACUGCAGAACAACACUAAAGAUUAGAAAACGUCCAUCGCUCCUCUGUGCAGCUACACGCUGGUACUAAAUGUUGUCAUCUUAAAUCAGUGCUAAAAAAACACAUUUGUAGUGAAAAAGUCUGAUUAUCAACUUUUCAUCAUCACCUCAUAAAAAUAAAAAUUACUGGAAGUUUCAGUCUGUU
Stegastes partitus (bicolor damselfish) is the source of this 3041-nucleotide messenger RNA. RefSeq names its product E2F transcription factor 5 (gene e2f5). Lineage: Eukaryota; Metazoa; Chordata; Actinopteri; Pomacentridae. Gene Ontology annotation, molecular function: RNA polymerase II cis-regulatory region sequence-specific DNA binding; protein dimerization activity; DNA-binding transcription factor activity, RNA polymerase II-specific. The transcript is spliced from 8 exons. Gene Ontology annotation, cellular component: RNA polymerase II transcription regulator complex. Gene Ontology annotation, biological process: regulation of transcription by RNA polymerase II. The record is from RefSeq and is a predicted model, not a curated record. Bases 130 to 1293 code for a protein of 387 amino acids.